UCCCAUCUAAUCUUCAACUCACAACUAACGAGCGCUAGAGCAAUGGUGGUUCCGGUGGGACAUUGAAUGACUUUGGCUGCAUCAGGAAAAAGACCAAUUUUAACUCAUUUAUUAUAAACGCAGCGACUAUGGAGGCCCUUAUCCCCGUAAUUAAUAAGCUCCAGGAUGUCUUUAACACCGUGGGGGCGGAUAUCAUCCAGUUGCCGCAGAUUGCAGUGGUGGGAACUCAGAGCAGUGGAAAGAGUUCUGUUCUUGAGAGCCUUGUGGGCCGGGAUCUGCUGCCCCGUGGGACUGGGGUUGUAACCAGACGACCUCUCAUCCUCCAGUUGGUCCACGUAGAUCCUGGAGAUGCCAGGAAAAAUGAAGAUGGAGGCAGGGACGCUGAGGAGUGGGGCAAGUUUCUACACACCAAAAAUAAGAUCUACACCGAUUUUGAUGAAAUAAGGCAGGAAAUUGAACAAGAAACGGAGCGAGUGUCAGGAAACAACAAGGGAAUCAGCGAUGAUCCGAUCCAUCUGAAGAUCUUUUCUCCUCAUGUGGUCAACCUCACACUGGUGGAUCUGCCUGGGAUCACUAAGGUGCCUGUUGGGGAUCAGCCCAAGGAUAUUGAAAUUCAGAUCAGGGAUCUGAUCCUGAAGCACAUCUCCAACCCAAACUGCAUCAUCCUUGCUGUGACGGCAGCCAACACAGACAUGGCAACCUCGGAGGCCCUGAAGGUGGCCCGGGAGGUGGACCCCGACGGCAGGAGGACGCUGGCUGUGGUGACCAAACUGGACCUGAUGGAUGCUGGCACUGAUGCUAUGGAUGUGCUGAUGGGCAGAGUCAUUCCUGUCAAACUGGGCAUCAUUGGUGUAGUUAACAGGAGUCAGCUGGACAUCAAUAAUAAAAAAUCAGUGGCUGAUGCAAUCCGCGAUGAGUAUGCUUUCCUGCAGAAAAAAUACCCGUCACUCGCCAACAGAAAUGGAACCAAAUACCUGGCCAGAACCCUCAACAGGUUACUGAUGCAUCACAUCCGAGACUGCCUCCCUGAGCUGAAGACACGGAUCAACGUCCUGGCAGCUCAGUACCAGUCCCUGCUCAGCAGCUACGGCGAACCUGUAGAGGAUCAAAGUGCCACCUUGCUCCAGCUCAUCACUAAAUUUGCCACAGAGUACUGCAACACCAUCGAGGGCACUGCCAAAUACAUAGAGACCGCAGAGCUGUGUGGUGGAGCCCGAAUUUGUUACAUUUUCCAUGAGACUUUUGGUCGAACGUUGGAGUCUGUGGAUCCUCUGGGAGGACUCAGCACUAUAGAUAUCCUAACAGCCAUAAGGAACGCUACAGGCCCACGUCCGUCCCUGUUCGUGCCCGAGGUUUCCUUUGAGCUGCUGGUGAAGAAGCAGGUGAAGCGGCUGGAGGAGCCCAGCCUGCGCUGCGUGGAGCUGGUCCACGAGGAGAUGCAGAGGAUCAUCCAGCACUGCAGCAACUACAGCACACAGGAGCUGCAGAGAUUCCCGAAGCUGCACGAGGCCAUUGUUGAAGUGGUCACGUCCCUGCUGAGGAAGAGGCUGCCCAUCACCAACGAGAUGGUCCACAACCUGGUUGCUAUUGAGCUUGCAUACAUCAACACUAAACAUCCAGACUUUGCAGACGCUUGUGGGGUCAUGAAUAACAACAUAGAGGAGCAAAGGAGAAACAGAAUGAGAGAGCUGCCCGCUGCCGUUCCUAGAGAUAAGUCUGUUGGCAAAGGCUCGGCUGUGGUUUCUGGUGAACCCUCUGCAUCAGGAGCAGACAUGGACAGUGCCAAGGCCCCAGCGGGAGGAUCCCAGGGCGAGCAGGACAGCACUGGGAACUGGAGAGGGAUGCUGAAGAAAGGAGAAGACGCCUCGGGCUCCGGACACGAAAGUCCUCUCAAAGGAGCAGUCAAUCUGCUUGAUGUGCCUGUUCCUGUUGCGAGGAAGCUGUCGUCUCGGGAGCAGCGGGACUGUGAGGUCAUCGAGCGCCUCAUCAAGUCUUACUUUCUCAUCGUGCGGAAAAACAUCCAGGACAGCGUGCCAAAGGCGGUCAUGCACUUCCUGGUCAACCAUGUGAAGGACAGCCUGCAGAGCGAGCUCGUCGGCCAGCUGUACAAAUCGGGUCUCCUCAAUGAUCUGCUGACCGAGUCGGAGGAUAUGGCCCAGCGACGCAAGGAGGCUGCCGACAUGCUGCAGGCGCUGCAGAGAGCCAGUCAGGUGAUUGCUGAGAUCAGAGAAACACAUCUGUGGUGAACAAAGAACCUCAUCUGAUAUCUCCUCGUGGUGCCCACAGGCUCCAGAUCAUGUCUCAACUUGAUGUUUUUGAUUUUUGCAACCAUUAAAAAAAAUCUGCUCCAAUGUACAGUUUAUCAUGAUAGCUUACAAGCACUGGAGAGAUGCACUGAAUCUGUUUCAGACUGAAUCUGUCAGCCCUAAAGGCGUUUUUAGAAUAUCAAAAAUGUUAUGGAGCUCAUUUUACUUUGAUGUAGAACUGAACCCUAAUCCCUUCCAUUUUGCACUUUUGUCACCACCGUGUACAGCGGGAUCUUUAAUUUAUUACUGUUAUUUAAAUGUGUGGACAAACUCCUGUUAGUUUACAUUUGCUGCCUAUGUAGGAAGUUUGUGUUGCACUGUGGCUCUGUUUGGUUCUCAUAAACCAGGAAUAAAUGGAGGGAUUUUAUUCCCACUCCCCUG
Nothobranchius furzeri (turquoise killifish) is the source of this 2687-nucleotide messenger RNA. RefSeq names its product dynamin-1-like protein. Gene Ontology annotation, molecular function: microtubule binding; GTP binding; GTPase activity. Lineage: Eukaryota; Metazoa; Chordata; Actinopteri; Cyprinodontiformes; Nothobranchiidae. Gene Ontology annotation, cellular component: cytoplasm; mitochondrion; microtubule. Gene Ontology annotation, biological process: mitochondrial fragmentation involved in apoptotic process; mitochondrial fission. The record is from RefSeq and is a predicted model, not a curated record.